Necator americanus (New World hookworm) is the source of this 2532-nucleotide messenger RNA. RefSeq lists its product as uncharacterized. Gene Ontology annotation, molecular function: metal ion binding; potassium channel activity; identical protein binding. Gene Ontology annotation, cellular component: cytoplasm; membrane; Cajal body. Lineage: Eukaryota; Metazoa; Nematoda; Chromadorea; Rhabditida; Ancylostomatidae. Bases 1 to 2532 code for a protein of 843 amino acids. Gene Ontology annotation, biological process: snRNA 3'-end processing; potassium ion transmembrane transport. The record is from RefSeq and is a predicted model, not a curated record. The transcript has 22 exons.
AUGGACCAAGAGAUUUUGUUGGAUGCAGGCGCCCAGUUACAUCGACUGAGGAUGUUUCCAUACUUCGAUAUUGCACAUUACAUAUUGAUGAUCUGUGAGGUUCGCGACGACUUAGCAACUUCAGCUUGUUUGUUCUCUCGCAAACAUCCUCUUUCAUGUUGGUUGUCCUCGAUGCUAAUGUGCUUCGCAGACUCCUUCCUCGCAAAUUUCCUCUUGGGUGAGCCGGUAAUUGCGCCAUUCAAACGGCAUGAUGACAUCCUUUUAGCGACAAUGGUGUGGUAUCUUGUCUUCUAUGCACCUUUCGAUGGAAUCUACAAGUUAUCGAAGGUCAUGCCGAUUAAGUGUUUGUUGUCAGUAAUGAAGGAGGUCAAAAGGGCUUAUAAGGUUACCCAUGGAGUGUCGCAUGCAGCUAAGCUCUAUCCUAGUUCAUAUAUCGUUCAAAUACUAGUUGGAACAGCGAAGGGAGCUGGAUCCGGUAUUCUUAAAACGGUUGAGCAGUUAGUGCGUGGUGUUUGGCUCCCAAACCAUAACGAAGCGCUCCGUCCUUCGUUUGCUACAAAAGCUUGCCUUGUCGCGUCGAUUGUAUUAUCUUUGGAGAAAAACAGCGUCUACGUCACUGCGCCACACGAUAUCGUAUAUUUGUGUGUAGUCGGCUUUUUCGUCUAUUUCAAACUUUCUGCUAUACUAUUGCACGUCACGGAUCCAUUUGCUCCCAUUGAAAAUCUAUUUUGCGCUGUUUUCAUGGGAGGAAUAUGGGACGCACUCUCUAGAGCUCUCGCUGCUGCUCGGGAACGACGUGCAGCCGGUCAUGCGAGCGAGAAUGGAACAAUUGCAAGCGGUGAAAAAAAAGAUUACUCAAGUAGAAUAUGGAUGUUUGGAGAAGGCCAGCCAGCAACUACGAUGAAGGUGUCGUCAGCUCGUCUUGAGAAGAUUCAGAUCAUGGAGGUCCGCCGGUGUAACUUCGAUGCGGUUUGGCCGUAUCUAUUAGCUUCAUUGAAAAAUGCAGAUUUCAUAUCCUUGGAUUUGGAACUGUCCGGUCUCGGAUCACGGUUAGCAACUGUUGCCAGAAAUAUUGAAGACCGUUAUACAGCACUACGUGAAGCUGCAAGAACAAGAAGCAUUUUGUCGCUAGGUUUGGCUUUCUUCAAAAAAAUAGGAAAAAGUGAGACGAAGAGACGAAUCAAGUUCCAGUGCCAGGUGUUCAAUAUUCUCUCAUUAUGCGCUGAGCCGUUCAUAGUAGAGCCCGAGGCUCUGGAGUUCCUUGCAAGGCAUUCAUUCGAUUUCAAUAAAUUGAUUGGCACUGGCGUGCGUUAUUAUCCAAGUACGGCUUCAAAGGAAUCUCCACUACAGUCAUUAGUAACGGAACUGUUUUCAUGUUGUGCGCCUCUUAUACUUCAUAAUGGGUUUGUGGAUCUCGCUUUUCUUUACCAUCAUUUCUACUCACCACUUCCUGACAGUUUUGGCGAAUUCUGUAACGCUCUUGCUGAUCUUUUCCCAUGGGAUUCGCCCCUGUGCGAUACGAAGUAUCUUGCAGAGAAUCAUACGCGAAUGACAGCGUCGUUCUUAGAAUACGUUUUCCGAAAAUGUCAAGGCGACAAUGUUCGCGAAGCAAUUGCCUCUCAAAACUUCCCAGAUCAUGUAAUACCUUGCGACCUUAGAGAGCAAGUGUGCGAGCAAUUUUCUAACCAUGGCUUCUGCCGUAGGCAGCGAAAAGGACAGUGCAGUUUGCUACAUGAUAUCGAUUUUGCUAUCGAUCUGGAAAAUGAAAAAUUGGAGAAGAAUCGAAAGAAGAGGAAAAGGAGAUUUUACCACUUAAAACCUGAUAGUACACUCGAAAAAGAACGGAUGAUGGAAGAAGAAAAAGAGGCACGAAAACUAAGAGCUUCUGUAAUUGAAAUGAAGAAUAAACCGAGAAUAGCAGUAGUUGGUUGUCAUCGUGCAGGCGUGGAUGCUUUCAUGACAGGCUACUCAGCGUUGUUUCAGAGCCGGAUCAGCUUAUGCCGUAGUGGAAAACUGGAUAAAAAUCAAGUGAAUCGCAUACCUUUGUCCGGAAAAGAACAGCCUCUUACGAUACAAGCGUCACAAUUUGCUGGGUGGACAUGGGAAUCGCCCAAUGGCGCUACUCCUGCGGAGAUCCUCCAAAUAGUUACACACUCCAUGGAAAAGAACAUCUACCAUCGGCAUCGAAGGAGGAAAGAAGUCUUAUAUCACGAUUUAAUGCUCGAGGAAUUCUUGUCCGAAGGUGAUUGGCAAAUCGAGGAGGACCCAAGCGUGGAUUACGAGAUGCUGCGAAGAGGAGUACGAGCCUGUGCUCAAUGUGCCUCGAAGCUGGAGACGACAAACUCGGUGCAGUUCUCGAAAACCACCAAGGAAUUGUUGCUAGGAAGAUGGAGUUUGAGGCUUGAUCCGAAUGCAUCACUCAUUGAUCAGUUAGUAGCAAACGGCAGAAUUACAGGAGGAUGUUUCAAAAUAUAUACAGAAGAAGAUUCUGAAAGCAGCACGAACAACUAUCUAAAGAAGCUCACCAGGUAA